CCAAAUAACGAGUUCAUGCCAAUGUGAUCUUCGUGAUUAGAUGAUAAGAGCUAUUUAUCGGCGUUUAUUUGUUUUAGAAGAAUAAUUGAAGCUCAGAAAUGUUGAAGGGCACCGUAGCUUUGGUGACUGGUGGUGCUUCUGGGUUAGGACGUGGCACUGUGGAAAGGUUUGUCAAGCAAGGUGCUAAGGUAAUUAUUGGUGAUUUGCCUGUUUCAAAAGGUAAAACUGUAGCUGACGAAUUAGGAGAAGACAACGCAGUGUUUGUACCUAUGGAUGUAACUUCGGAAUCUGAUGUUCAAGCUGCUCUUGAUUUUACGAAACAAAAAUUUGGUAAGCUUGAUGUUCUCGUCAACUCCGCUGGUAUUGGCGUAAUCUCUAAGACAUAUAAUAGUAAUGAAAAACUUCCUCACAAAUUGAAGGACUUCGCUAGAAUUAUCGAAGUUAAUACCACUGGUACUUUCAACGUUAUUCGCCUCUCUGUCGGUUUAAUGAUUGAAAAUUCUCCUAAUCAAAAUGGUCAAAGAGGUGUAAUUGUUAAUAAUGCAAGUAUCGCCGCUUUUGAUGGUACAACAGGGAAAGCUGCUUAUUCUGCUUCGAAAGGAGCAGUCGUAGGGAUGACUUUACCUAUCGCUCGUGAUCUUUCCAAGGAUGGAAUUCGUGUCGUAACAAUUGCUCCAGGACUUUUUGAUACUCCCUUAUUAAGAAAGAUGCCAGAAAAGUUACGAACCAUUAUAACAGAAAAUAUAGCGUUUCCUCAAAGAUGGGGAAAUCCUGAUGAGUUUGCUAUGUUAGUACAGCAGAUCGUUGAAAAUCCAAUACUAAAUGGAGAGACAAUUAGAUUGGAUGGUGCUUUGCGAAUUAUUUAAAGGACUAUUAAUUUUUUUCAUAA
Messenger RNA from Acromyrmex echinatior (Panamanian leafcutter ant), 889 nucleotides. RefSeq names its product 3-hydroxyacyl-CoA dehydrogenase type-2. Gene Ontology annotation, biological process: fatty acid metabolic process; androgen metabolic process; estrogen metabolic process. Gene Ontology annotation, molecular function: estradiol 17-beta-dehydrogenase [NAD(P)+] activity. NCBI's taxonomy places the organism in Eukaryota, Metazoa, Arthropoda, Insecta, Hymenoptera, Formicidae. The record is from RefSeq and is a predicted model, not a curated record. Gene Ontology annotation, cellular component: mitochondrion.